This is a messenger RNA of Dibothriocephalus latus, 180 nucleotides long. The record is from the annotation of a GenBank genome assembly. Lineage: Eukaryota; Metazoa; Platyhelminthes; Cestoda; Diphyllobothriidea; Diphyllobothriidae.
GCCGUUAGACAAAAAGAGAUCAAUAUCGGUGCCUUGAAGAAAGAUCACGUGAAGGAGAUUGAGGAGCUGAAGUUUGAGUUGCAGCUUGGACGCCAGCGCUCUGAACAUCUAGACAAACUGCUCGAUCAGCAAAGAAAGCAACUGCUGCAGUUGAAGCCCCGCUCUGUUCACCGAAAGUAA